GCGGCAGGUGUCGGCAGCGUAGGCAUUCGGCGGCGAUGGAGCGGCUCCGGGGAGCUGCUGGCGACCUCUCGCGCUGGUCCCACAGUCUCAGCCUCCUCCUCCUCCUCCAGCUGCUGCCGCCGGCGACCCUCGGCCAGGACCGGCUGGACGCGCCGCCACCGCCCGCUGCGCCGCUGUCGCGCUGGUCCGGCCCCGUCGGGGUGAGCUGGGGGCUGCGCGCGGCCGCGCCUGGGGGCCCGGCUCCCCGCGGCGGCCGUUGGCGCCGCAGCGCGCUCGACGAGGAUGAGGACUGCGGCGGGGUCCGGGACUUCGUCGGCAGGCUGGCCAACAACACGCACCAGCAUGUGUUUGAUGAUCUCAGUGGCUCAGUAUCCUUGUCCUGGGUUGGAGAUACCACUGGGAUCAUUCUCGUCUUGACUACAUUCCAUGUACCACUGGUAAUUAUGACUUUCGGACAGUCCAAGCUAUAUCGAAGUGAGGACUAUGGAAAAAACUUUAAGGAUAUUACAAAUCUCAUCAAUAACACCUUCAUUCGGACUGAAUUUGGCAUGGCUAUUGGUCCUGAGAACUCUGGGAAGGUGAUUUUAACAGCAGAAGUGUCGGGAGGAAGUCACGGAGGAAGAAUCUUCAGAUCAUCCGAUUUUGCAAAGAACUUUGUUCAGACCAAUCUCCCUUUUCAUCCUCUGACUCAGAUGAUGUACAGUCCUCAGAAUUCUGAUUAUCUUUUAGCUCUCAGCACUGAAAAUGGCCUGUGGGUGUCCAAGAAUUUUGGGGGAAAAUGGGAAGAAAUCCACAAAGCAGUAUGUUUGGCCAAAUGGGGAUCAGAAAACACCAUCUUCUUUACCACCUAUGUGAAUGGCUCCUGCAAAGCUGACCUUGGGGCACUGGAAUUACGGAGAACUUCAGACUUGGGAAAAAGCUUCAAAACCAUUGGUGUGAAAAUCUACUCAUUUGGUCUUGGGGGACGUUUCCUUUUUGCCUCUGUGAUGGCUGAUAAGGAUACAACAAGAAGGAUUCAUGUGUCAACAGAUCAAGGGGACACAUGGAGCAUGGCCCAGCUCCCCUCUGUGGGGCAGGAACAAUUCUAUUCUAUUCUAGCAGCUAAUGAUGACAUGGUGUUCAUGCAUGUAGACGAACCUGGAGAUACCGGAUUUGGCACUAUAUUUACCUCGGACGAUCGAGGCAUUGUCUAUUCCAAGUCCUUGGACCGACACCUCUACACAACCACAGGUGGCGAGACAGACUUUACCAACGUGACCUCCCUCCGUGGGGUCUACAUGACAAGUGUGCUCUCAGAAGAUAAUUCUAUCCAGACUAUGAUCACUUUUGACCAAGGAGGAAGGUGGAAGCACCUAAGGAAGCCUGAGAACAGUGAAUGCGAUGCUACUGCAAAAAAUAAGAACGAGUGCAGCCUUCAUAUUCACGCUUCCUACAGCAUCUCCCAGAAACUAAACGUUCCAAUGGCCCCACUCUCAGAGCCUAACGCUGUUGGCAUAGUCAUCGCCCAUGGUAGCGUGGGGGAUGCCAUCUCAGUGAUGAUCCCAGAUGUGUACAUCUCAGAUGAUGGGGGUUACUCCUGGCUGAAGAUGCUGGAAGGACCUCACUAUUACACCAUCCUGGAUUCCGGAGGCAUCAUUGUAGCCAUCGAGCACAGCAGCCGUCCUAUCAAUGUGAUUAAGUUCUCCACAGACGAGGGUCAGUGCUGGCAAACCUACAUGUUUACCAGGGAGCCUAUCUACUUUACUGGCCUGGCUUCAGAACCUGGAGCUAGGUCCAUGAACAUCAGCAUCUGGGGUUUCACAGAAUCUUUCCUGACUCGCCAGUGGGUCUCCUACACCAUCGAUUUUAAAGAUAUCCUUGAAAGGAACUGUGAAGAGAAGGACUAUACCAUAUGGCUGGCUCACUCCACAGACCCUGGAGAUUAUGGAGAUGGCUGCAUCUUAGGCUAUAAAGAACAGUACCUACGGCUACGCAAGUCUUCCGUCUGUCAGAAUGGUCGGGACUAUGUUGUGACCAAGCAGCCGUCCGUCUGUCCCUGCUCCCUGGAGGACUUCCUCUGUGAUUUUGGCUACUUCCGUCCAGAAAAUGACUCCAAGUGUGUGGAACAGCCAGAACUCAAGGGCCACGACCUAGAGUUUUGUUUGUACGGGAGAGAAGAGCACCUGACGACAAAUGGGUACCGGAAAAUUCCAGGAGACAGAUGCGAGGGCGGAGUGAAUCCUGCUCGAGAAGUGAAAGACUUGAAAAAGAAGUGCACAAGCAACUUUCUGAGUCCAGAAAAGCAGGAUUACCGCCCACAGGGACACAACUUGUCCCAGAAUCCAGCUCCGCCUCCUCUUGGAUACAUUGAAAACACACACACCCUAUCUCCCACCCAAAAGCAGAAUUCCAAGUCAAAUUCUGUUCCGAUUAUCCUGGCUACUGUGGGAUUGAUGCUGGUCACAGUCGUAGCAGGAGUGCUCAUUGUGAAGAAGUACGUCUGUGGGGGAAGGUUCCUGGUGCAUCGAUACUCUGUGCUCCAGCAACAUGCGGAGGCCAACGGUGUGGAUGGUGUGGAUGCUUUGGACACAACCUCCCACACUCAUAAAAGUGGUUAUCAUGAUGACUCAGAUGAGGACCUCCUGGAAUAGCUCCUCAAAGGAGCUGGGACUGAGCACAGAUGAUGGAACCGCAGUACCUCUUACACUCCCUGUGGCUCCGACUUGGGGAAAUAAAUUUCCCAUUGCGAGGGACCCAGCUCUGUUUCUGCUGCUUCCAUCAAAGCCAAAAGGACCUACACUAAAGAAAUGGGGGGUGGGGACCCUAAACACUCUUACAAUUGGCCCUGAGAAGAGAGGGAAAAUUUUUAAUUCUUUAACUUUUCAUUUCAAGUUCUGUCUUUUUGCAAGGUACGGGCCCUUUUCGGUUUUGUUUUUGUUUUUUAAGGGAAAUGAAAUGGAAUUGAAGGGAACUUUUCACUAACCCCACUGUUGCAUGUUUUGCAUGGCGCCUGCCCCAGGGCACCUGCCAGCUUCAGCAUCAACUCUCACAAAGCACUUGGUGCCGUCCCUGGGCUGUGCUGGCAACACGAAGCAGCCGCAGAGAUGAGCACAGAGGCUGCGAUGACUGGCACAGCCUGGGCAGCCUUUCUCCAUCUGGGGACAGCCCCGCUCCAAGAACACUGCACACCAGCUCCUCCCACAGAUCCCUGCUUUUUGUUGUUGUUGUUGUUUUUUCAGGGACCAUAGGCCACAGUGAUUUUUCUUUUCCCCUGUUUAAUUAGGCAAUACCCUCAUUAAUUGCCCUUUGGCAACUAACUUACAUGUGCUUCCAAGACACUAAAUCAGGAAAACUUAAAGGGUAAUAUUUUUAAUUUGGGGCAGGAAAAAGGGAGCAGCAGAGAAUUGACUAGAUUUAGCACCUAUUAAAGGAGAAACUCUUGCUUCUUCCGAGAUCUUUCAAGCCAUGCUUUGUGUGUGUGCCAGUGGACUUGCUCAAGGUCUGGGUUCAGGCUUGCCCGGGCUGUGUGCCCAGGCUGAGCGAGCUCUUCGCUGGAGUGGCUGGUGGCAUGGGCCGUGCAGCCCCUGAGGAUGGCACGUCACAGUCUUCUGCGUCCCCUCCUGCCUGCUGUGCUGGCUCCUUGGUGAAUCAUAAGAAUGGCUGCUUAUUUGCUUCCUCUUAGGUUGCUGCUCUGCAUGGAGCCAUGACUAGACAUGUUUUCAGAUUUAGGCUUUUUUAAAAAAAUCAGAAUUUUAUUACCAGACUCUCCUCCUCUGCCCUUUUUCCCAGCUUUGCCAAGUAAUUUGUUGGCAUGAAACUUUUGGCUGAACCAACUGAAAAACACACUUCUAGUGUAGAUGAUGUUUCGUGUGAUACAUUAAGUUCGUAUUUUAAAUUUAAAAAAACUUUCCUUUUGACAUUUUUUAAAAUGAGAUAAAUUAGAAAAUGUAGCAAGAUGGAUUUUGGGGUGGCCAUAUAGUGAUGGAAAGCUGCAAUCGUUAGUUUUAAUACAGCUUGACUAUUUGCUAUACCGGAAUAUAGUAGCACGUUUUCAGUCUUAGCAUACCUACUGUGCCGGUCACAGUUUCUCCCAAUAAUUAUGAUUGGGACAUUCUUUGAUAAACUGCCGUUUUGUUGCUAGUUCACUUUAUGGCUAGAAAGUCAGGAAAAAGUAAAUGUGCCAAAUUAACUGUUGUCAGAAUGCGUGAGCAGAUGGCUGAGUUCUCUCCUCACCAGAAUGGAUUCACAGCCGCAGGGAAAGUGGGGGAGGGAAUGGAUGGAGAAUUCUAGAGACUUUGAAACUGCAGUAAACUUAAAUGAGUCAGGGAGCUAUAAAGUUAGGGCAGUUUUUGUAAAGAGAGUUAAUACUUGUUAGGGCCAGAGAACACUAGUCUUUUAGGAAAAGCUCAUUCCUUUUACAAGGUUUUUAAAUUAAAAGUAAUUCCAAAGAUAUACCAGCUCACAAAUGAUUUAAGUAUCGGCUUUUGUCCCCGGUCGCCCUCAACUCCUGCCCAAAAUGAAUUUGAUGUCCAGAAAAGACCUACUUACACCAUACACCUCUUCUCCCCACAUAUACCCGCUCGGGUAGGUGUGCUGAUACAUGGUAAUUCUCUGAUUAGUUUUAAGAUAGGAAAGUUAAUAUUCUUCUCUAACCGUAUAAGAUUAGGGCUCUUUGCCUAUAAUGAUAUUUCUAUAGAACUUGGCAGUUUUCACAGCACUUUUUCUCUUGCAUUAUGUAAUUUGAACCUUACAACAUUCUCGUGAGAUUUUAAAAAAAAAAAGGCGGGGGUUGUAAUCCCCAUUAGAGAUGGAGCUGAGGUACAAAAACGGAGCAAGUCGCCAGGGUCCCUGUGUGUUACGAGCACCGCCAGUGGUUGUCUUCAGAUCUCGUAUACGUUUUGAUGCGCGCCAGUGCUGAGCACCUGGAGAGGGCUGCUCUCUUAUAGAUGACUUGCUAUUCUUUAGGAUGCGGAUCAGUGACAUUUCUUGCAGAGCAGUAUUUAGCUCUUUUUUGCCACCUUGGUAAACAGAAGAGUUUAUUCUCCUGUUGUUCAUGGUUGAAAACAAAAGUAAUGGUAAUUUUGAAUAUGUGUUUAGAAACCGCCCCUCACCUUGUUGAGGGUCACUGUUCAAGAGUGCAGGAAUGGAAUCUCCAUUGAUGAGGCACCCUCUUCAUUCUUCUUGUCCUCCCACCACUGGCUGGCUAGCGAGCUCAGUUGGUUUGAGGACUGCUAACAAGCCUGGCUAGUUAGCCUUCUGGGUCAGCCUGCACUCACACAAGUGUAUGCCCUCACCCAGACAGGAAAACGGCCUAAAUCCAUGACAGCUUCUAAGAAAAGAAGAUUUCCAAUUUGUCCUAUCGAUGUUAGGUUAGGAGAAUUAUCUUUGAAAGUAAAGUUGUGUAAAGUCUCAGGCUUGAUAGCAAAAGAUUAUUUCAACAAUAGAAGUUAGCACUGUAAGGUAGGUUGGACAUAUUAGACCGUCCAAAGUGACCUGAGCUCUAAAAUCCAGGCGGAGAACUCAUCAUCCUUCGUGCUCUGUGGACAGGUGUCUUGGACGUAAGGGGGCUCUUGGUUUUUAGUGAGACCAGAGACCAGGGAUGCAUACACCUAGGCUGUUCAUUGAAUGGGAAUGCCCCUUAGAAGAAUGAAAGCGUUUGGAGGAUUGUGGCAGUUCUAGGCUGGGCUUAAGAGAUUCAACAGAUUAGCUGUAACUAAAACUUAGAAUUUGCCGUCUGCCUCUGAAUAGGCUUUCCAGUGUGCAUCUCUGUAAUUCUUAGGUUUGCCUCUGGGCCUCUACAUGCCCAAGCUGGCCUUUCAUCCCUGACAGAUAAGUAAUGAACUGGCCACCGCUGGCUCUGUAAACCAUUGCUGGUUCUCCCAUGGCCUUCAUCACGGUACAAGGAUAGAGAGAGGAGUACAGGGCAGUUCACAUCCACCCCAGGUGGCAGGACUGUCCUGACUUGAGUCAUUUCUUUAUUUUCUAGGCCAAUGAUUCAGGUAGAGAGAUUCUCUCUUUCCUUUUCGGAGAGCUUUAAAGAGCCCCGCUCCUGUAUACAAUGGCUUAGAGCUCGCCCUGCUCAUUUUUGGUACCGCCCCCUUGCCUCACAUGAAGCCCAGAUACUUGGAACUGCUAAAAUAGGAAGAGAUUCAGCUUUUCAACUUUGCUACUACCUUCCCUCAAGCAGGAAGAUUAACAUGGACUUACAUGUCCUUUGGACAAAAACCAAAGUUUAAGAUUUGCCACAUGAUGGAGUGAUAGGGAGGGCCAGACUUUCAGCACUGGCACUCAGCAGGUGCCAGACUUUCUGUUCCAUCUGCCACUGAUCCGCCCAGCUCAGGCAGCUCUGGCAGUGCUGUCCUGCCCUAGCAGAGCCCAGGCCUCACCCUCAUGGAGGAUGAUUAAAAUAGCAGGAACAUGUUGAUUUCUUGGCUACUUUGCAUUAUAACAAUAAGAAUCAGAACAUUAAUUAGAAAUUGUCUUCAACAACUUAACUGUACGCAUUUUUUCACACUGGUACAUUUUUAAGCGUCCUUGUUUAUAUAGGAUAACUUAAACUAAUCUGUACCUUUCUAUAUAUAUAUGUGUGUGUGUACAUAUAUACAUGUAUAAACUGUAUAGUGUACAUGUUAAUGAUUUAUUGAUAUGUCCCAAGUCUUUAAUGCAGUUCUCAUCCUCCGCAUGCCCUCAGUUUGUGGUCGGGUGACUUAAAUGUUCCUGAUGAUUCUGCCCACCUCCUGUGUUUGGACGUCUAGGGAGGAGGGGUUUGAUGGCACCCUCCUUAUCCUCGUGCACAGAAAUGCUCAGGGUCCCCGUGUGCCUGUUGUCCAGCCCUGUCUUGUCUCUUGUUCCCUAUCAGCAUGUGGUCCCUCCUUGCUCUGUAACUUCUCUGCCUCCACCCCAAGCUGUCGGUACAAAAGUGUAAAGCAGUAUUAAGAUCGUUACUGCAUGUAUGCUAAAAACCCAAGUUUUCUGUUCCUUUGGGACAGAAAAUUGCAUGUGAGGUGGGAUAAUCAAGUUUCAAUGACCAAUGUCGGUUACACAAAAAAGCCAGACCCUAGAAUAAAAUUCCACAAAAUGGAAAUAAAACUCAAAUUUCUUUAGCAUUAUGUAAAUAAAUCUGGGUGUGUUUAACUUUGUACUGGUAAUUUUCUGUAUAUUUGCAAUAUUUGGGUUAGAAAUAAAACAGACUGGACUUUGUUACCUGACCUAC
Messenger RNA from Aethalodelphis obliquidens (Pacific white-sided dolphin), 7192 nucleotides. It is a transcript of the gene SORT1, whose product is annotated as sortilin 1. The coding region runs from base 36 to 2630 and encodes 864 amino acids. Gene Ontology annotation, cellular component: membrane; Golgi apparatus. Gene Ontology annotation, biological process: vesicle organization; Golgi to endosome transport; endocytosis. The transcript is spliced from 21 exons. NCBI's taxonomy places the organism in Eukaryota, Metazoa, Chordata, Mammalia, Artiodactyla, Delphinidae. The record is from RefSeq and is a predicted model, not a curated record. Gene Ontology annotation, molecular function: protein binding.